GGAGCCGAGUCCGGCCAACCUCGGCAGCUGCCGAUGAGCGAACGCGGCUCUACCUUCCCCAAUCCCCCCAGCUUGCCUUGGCUGCUGCUCCCAGCCUCGGGGACCCCCGGGAUUUGGGGACACAGGGCUCUGUGAAGCCAGCGGGUGCUUGGGGCCAUGCAUUCCCACUGAAAGGAAUCAGCGGUGCUUGCAAGAAGUGCCGUGCGCUGGAUCCUGCGGGAAUUUUUUCCCCUCCCUCCUCCAGUCCGCCCCCAUCCCUCUCUUGUGCCAGGCGUGCAGGCGCUGCUCUUCAUUUCUGGGAAACCAUGGACAAGAAGCAAGAUUCCAAAGGAUCCUUGGAGCCACACAAACCAGUGAAAGGCAAGAAGAAACGGGACCUGAGGAUAACAUGUGUCCCCAUCAAACCACCCGUGGCCAACACCACGCCCCCGAGGAACUUGGACUCCAGGGCCUUCAUUACCAUUGGAGAUAAAAACUUCGAGGUGGAAGCUGAUGACCUGGUGAGCAUUUCAGAGCUGGGCCGUGGGGCCUACGGCGUGGUGGAGAAAGUGCGGCACGCGCAGAGCGGCACCAUCAUGGCCGUGAAGAGGAUUCGAGCCACUGUGAACACUCAGGAGCAGAAGAGGUUGCUGAUGGACCUGGACAUCUCCAUGAGGACAGUGGACUGCUUCUACACAGUCACCUUCUAUGGAGCCCUGUUCCGUGAGGGUGACGUGUGGAUCUGCAUGGAGCUCAUGGACACUUCCCUAGAUAAAUUCUACAAGAAAGUACUGGAGAAGAAGAAAACCAUCCCUGAAGACAUUUUGGGGAAAAUGGCUGUGUCUAUUGUACGAGCUCUAGAGCACCUGCACAGUAAACUGUCUGUAAUCCACAGAGACGUGAAACCUUCCAACGUGCUGAUCAACAAGGAAGGGCACGUGAAGAUGUGUGACUUUGGGAUCAGUGGUUACUUGGUGGACUCUGUAGCCAAGACCAUGGAUGCUGGCUGCAAACCCUACAUGGCUCCAGAAAGAAUAAACCCUGAGCUGAACCAGAAGGGCUACAACGUGAAGUCAGAUGUCUGGAGCCUUGGCAUCACAAUGAUCGAGCUGGCCAUUCUCCGCUUCCCGUACGAGUCCUGGGGGACGCCCUUCCAGCAGCUCAAGCAGGUGGUGGAGGAGCCCUCGCCCCAGCUGCCCCCUGAACGCUUCUCCAAGGAGUUCGUGGACUUCACAGCACAGUGCCUAAGGAAGAACCCAGCUGAGCGAAUGAACUAUUUAGAACUUAUGGAACACCCUUUCUUCACCUUGCACGACACCAAAGAGACUGACAUGGCCUCCUUUGUGACAGAGAUCCUCGGGGAAGACUCCUAACUGCCAGCCCCCAGCUCCCUGCAGUCCCUCCAUCCCGGCUUCCCGCAGGAGAGCCAGCGAGGACUCCAGUUCAGGGUGCUUUGCACAAAUCACAGAUCCACCUCCCCGCCCUGGGGGCAUCUCUGGCCCCAUCAAAAUCUCUUUUUCUCUUUGCCCUGAGGAAAAUAAAUCCCCCAGGAGGAGCCUUUUGAAGCCAGCACCUUCCCAGCCAAGCCAAGGACUCCGAAGGCUCAGGAGGUCCCUGAGAGGAGCAGAGGGUGCCAGGGGCCACCUCCCCUCCCCAAUACCCACAGCACAGCACAGGGGGUUGUGUUUCUUUGCUGUCAGGGGAAGACAGAGAGACCCAGUGCUGCUGUGCUUCUCCCACUCCUCUCCUGCCUGCCCAAGCCCCUUCCCUGGAGUCUGGUCUCACUUGCCUUCUCUCUGUGCCCCCAGGAGCUCAUACAGCUUUAGGGGCUCGUGGAGCUCCCUGGGCUGCUGCUCACACCAGAGGAAUGUUUCAAUGUUUUAAUGUCUGGCUCAACACCUUAAGGACCCUUUGAGGCAGCACCAGCUCGGGCAUCCCUCUCCCUCAGUCAAUGCUGCUCUCUUGAGGAGAGGGAGAAAAAGGCAUUUUUCCAUGAGCUGCAUGGGGCUUCACCCAGCAUCCAUCCCUUCCCUGGUGGGCACAAGGGGAUGCAGACACAGCAGCUGCCUGUCCUCCCUGUGGGCUGGCAGGUCACAUCCCUGCCCUGGGCAGCGCCUUCCUCAGCCCUGGCUGCCUCCAUCCCACCCUGCCUGGCUCCUGGGAAGUCUCUGCUCCAUCUGCUGUCCAGCCUGGAGCUGCUGUCAGACCUCGCACUGUGACACCGUUCCAGAGGCUGAACUCACACCCCUGGUGUCCCAAACUGUCCCCAACCCCUGCGGGUGCCAGCGAGAGCCAAAGCCCAGGGACUGGCCCGUGGCUGUUGUACAUUUGAUGUCUAUAUAUGAUGGACUUUGUGACUUUGUGUUUCCUAGGUUUGAUUAACUCGCUAUAAAUUAAAGCCCUUUCUGUGUGGGAGGAGGGAGGAGCAGUUCUCUCUCUGCUGACAAAUCCACUGUGAAAACCUGAUGUGUUUCCCCCAGCUCCCAGCCAGGGGAGCCAGGGGAGCAGGAGGGGUUUCUGGCUUCUACUGUACAUGAUCACGGAUAAAUGCACCGGCUGUGGAAUUUGGUUUUGUUUAUUUUUUUUUCUUUUUUUUUUUUUAAUAAUUGAGUUUUUCUGAAGGAUUAUUUUUUCUUUUCUAAUAUAUAUUUGUGUGUGUGUAUGUGUGCUCUAUAUAUAUUAUAUAUUUUUAAAUCAAUGAUGAAUGUGUGGAUGUCUAUGUGGCCAGCAGAUCUGGCGUCAUAACAAUUUUUCUGGCUAAAUUUGGGCAGGUGGGGAAGGGGUCACUAGAAAACACUCUGGCCUAAGAUUACUUUUCUUCUUUCUUUUUUAAAGAAAUGCAUCUAUUUUUUAACUGAAUCUUUUAAAAAUCUUAUUCCUGAAAUUCAUGCCCUGGAGGUCUGGAUUUCAGGGUGAAUUCCCAGUGUUCAGGGUGCCCCUCAGUGAAGAAUGAUGUUCCCUUAAAUUCAUUAUCCCCCCUCCUGCAGUCCAGGGUUUGAUGCUGUGCUGGGCUGGGAGCUGGGGUGCUCCACACCAUCUGUCCCCACCUGGGAAAGCUGCUCUGGGGAAAAUGGUUUUCAGCCCUUGAUGCAUCACACAGCCAAGGCUUUUCCUGUGCCAUCCCUCUGAUCCCCCUCCCUGAGUCCACAAACCCUGAGGAACCCAGCCCAGGUGGAGCUGCACAAACCCUGUGCAGCUUCACUUCAACCCUGACCCCCCAGCCCACCUCUGGAUGGAAAAUAAGGACGUGAUUGAUGUUCUCCAUGUCUCCCUCCUCCUCAUCCUGCUCUGCAAACCACCCGACACUCACCUGUACCUGCUUGGUUUGACAGCUUUGCUGCCGAGAUGUACAACUGUAAUUUUUUUUCAUAGUUGGUUACUUUGGAUUAUUUUUGUUUUGAGUUGAGCUUUUGGGUUUUCUCCUUUCUCUGUUUAAAUUCCUUUCCCCUUCCUUUAGCUCACUGUUUUUUGGUGCUUUGGGGAAUGGCGUUCAUUUUUGUAAAAAUUUUUUUUUGCAUGCUUUUUAUUUUUUUUUUUCUGCAUUUCUCCUCCUGGAGAGAGUCCUGAUUUCUGUAUUUUGGGAUAAGGGAGCAUCUGCCCAUUCAAACAGGGGAGAUGGCUCUGGGGUGGGCUUGGGCCCGUGUGGAUGAGCUGAGGCUUUGCUGAGGAGGCCAACACACCACACCUCCCUGUGCCAUCUCCUCUGCUUCAUUCUACACAGGUUUACCUGUCCAAAUCCCGUGUCCUUUCCACCUCCCUGCUCCCCUGUCCCACCUCAUUCCCUCUGCAGUGGCAGUUCCUGGGGAGAACCAGCUUGGCUUUAAGGUGGGCGAGGAUUUUGACUCACAUGGGAAGCCCCUCUCCCCUUGUAUUUUUGGGAAUGGUCUGUACUCCUCAACCCCCAUCCUUAUUUCCAAUAAAAUUCACCCUCAAACCUGA
Messenger RNA from Melospiza melodia melodia, 3918 nucleotides. RefSeq names its product mitogen-activated protein kinase kinase 3 (gene MAP2K3). Gene Ontology annotation, biological process: MAPK cascade; protein phosphorylation. The record is from RefSeq and is a predicted model, not a curated record. The transcript has 13 exons. NCBI's taxonomy places the organism in Eukaryota, Metazoa, Chordata, Aves, Passeriformes, Passerellidae. Gene Ontology annotation, molecular function: ATP binding; MAP kinase kinase activity. Bases 306 to 1352 code for a protein of 348 amino acids.